AAAUGUUUAACUUGAAAUACUUUAUUGCUAUUUUAAUCAUAAAUGCUACUAUGGCUCAAUGGACAAUAACUCAUUAUGAAGGUUAUGAUAAAUCUUUUACAUAAAAUAAAUUAGAUAAUUACAUUUAAUUACAUUGUGAAGCAUAUAAUCUUCCAAUCAUUGCUUAAUAAGGAGGUUUACAAAAAGUCAUAUCACUAAAGGACUUCAAACCUUUUGCGAAAACUAAAAUUUUAUUAGAAUUUAUAGUUCCUAUGGAUUCAAAAUAUUCAAUAUCAAUUUAAAAUAAAACAAUCGAUAUUACUCAAAGUUGGGAAUUAGGAUAUGGAUUUUCAAUAAUCAAUCAAUGUUUUAAUACUUCUGAUUAUAAGAUGUUAUCAUUUAAUUAUGAAUUAGACGGAAAAAAAUAUACAGAAAUUUCUAUAUUCAUCUAACUUUUAGAUGAUGAAUCAAAUUUAUAAUAAAAGUAUGUUGGAAUUAAAUAAAUUCAUAUUUUCUAAAUGGAAUGUCCAUAAAAUUGUUAAGAAUGUGAAUACAAUGAUAAUAGUAGUUUAGUUUGUUUGGAAUGUGAAAAUAAUUUUACAUUUUAAGUAAAUUAAAAUAAAUGUUAUUGUACGAAUUUUGAAUUUUAAAAUUAAUGUUUAAAAUAAUGCCCUGAUGGAUAUGCUGCAAAUAUUUAUCGAGGUUGUACAAAAGUUGGUAUUUCCAUAUAUAUUAAUUAUUAUAGAAUUAUUGGAAACAUAUAGUUUUGGAUAAAAUACAAAUUUAAAGUUGAAUAAGAAUUUUGAAUAAUAAUUACAAUUAAAGAAAUCUUCUUAAAUUCAAUUAGAAGUAGAUAUAAUAUUAUCUAAUUUUAAAGUAUUGAAAAAUCAAAUACUAUUAGGCUUUUUAACAAUUUGAUAUAAUGAUUAAUGAUAUUUACUAAGGAUGGAUAGCCAAUUAUUAUUCAAAUAUAUAUAUUUAAAUCUACAAUAUUUCAGAAUCUUAAUGUGAGUAUUCUAAAAAUUGUACUUUAAUAAAAUUAUAAACUCCAAUUGUUGAUGUGAAUUCAUCAAUUUUAAAUGUGAAGACUACAUUUAAACCUAUAAAAAGUUAAAGUCAUAAACCAAGAUAUAAUUUAUUGGAAGAUUUAGAAGAUGAAAAGCAAUCACUUGAAUCUGAAAUAAUAAUUUAAAAAAUCAAAAUAACUCAAUUAUUAAUAGAUGAAACCAUUUGUUCAUAAUAAAAUUGUAAAAUUUGUGAUUAAAAAUAUAUUGAAUAAGAUUAAUGUAAAUAAUGUAAAGAAGGGUUUUAUUUGUUUGAAAAUGAAUGUGUGUAAUAAUGUCCAGAAGAAAGCAUUUAGGAGGACUUUCAUUGUAAAACUUUCUUAAAAAAAUAAUCUAAUAGCAAAUUCAUAGUUAAAGAUGUAGAUAUUACUUAAAAUAAUUGGGCCGGUGAAAUAUCUUUGUUAGACAAUCGAAGUUAAUUUUAAUAUAGAUUUAAUAAAACUAACUUACUUUUUGGAGGUAAAUGGAGAAGAUAAGAAUUUACGAAAAUACUUAUUCUUGAACCUCAUUAUGCAUUAACAUAUACAUUUACAGUUAGUUAUAUAGAUCUAUCAGAAAAUAAUGAUUAAUAGACUGGAUUCUUUUAUUAAAUAGAUGGAGGAGAAUACAAUUAUAUCAAUCCUCAAGAUUUAAUCUAAAUUGAUGGUGAUGCUAAUAAACCAGAUUCUAUUGUUUAAUAUAGUAAGUAUUUCAAACAUACAAAUAAUGAUAUUAUGAUUACUAUUGGAUGUAAUACUAUCGGUUAUUGUUUUCUGUAAGAUUAUUAUUUAAUUAUACAUAAAUGUACACCAUAUUGCAAAUCAUGCACUGGACCUAGUAAAUCUGAAUGUUUAGAAUUCACAAGAAAUUUAUAUGAAUUUGAUUAUAAAACUAAAUUAUGCAAAUCUGGCUAUUUUGAAAAUGAUGAUAAAAUCUGCCAAAAAUGUGAAGUAGCUAAUUGUUCUGAAUGUAAAUCUAAAUAUCAAUGCAAUAUAUGUAAAAAAGGAUGUUCCCUUCAUUUACAAGGUUCUAAAUGCACAUGCGAAUGAAAAUCACCA
This is a messenger RNA of Paramecium sonneborni, 2080 nucleotides long. NCBI's taxonomy places the organism in Eukaryota, Ciliophora, Oligohymenophorea, Peniculida, Parameciidae. The record is from the annotation of a GenBank genome assembly.